This is a messenger RNA of Malania oleifera, 2572 nucleotides long. Its product is annotated as amine oxidase [copper-containing] gamma 1-like. Gene Ontology annotation, biological process: amine metabolic process. NCBI's taxonomy places the organism in Eukaryota, Viridiplantae, Streptophyta, Magnoliopsida, Santalales, Ximeniaceae. The record is from RefSeq and is a predicted model, not a curated record. The coding region runs from base 204 to 2351 and encodes 715 amino acids. Gene Ontology annotation, molecular function: quinone binding; primary methylamine oxidase activity; copper ion binding. The transcript is spliced from 5 exons.
AGAGAAAGUUCUACUGCAAACUACACAAUUAUAGAAUUCAAAAUAUCUUCUUCUCAGCAAUAGUCUCACACACACACACACACACACACACACACACACACAUAUAUAUAUAGACAUCCACACACACACGCGCACACAAUUAGACGUGCUGCUGGCAGUAUCAUCUGCCCAGAGACUGUGUUAGAGGGAGAGGGAGUUUGUUCAUGGAUACCAAUGCAUAUCUUCGUUCCUAUAUCAUGUUUAUUUUGGUUCUUUUUCUGUGUGCAGGGUUAUGGUUUCCAAGCAGCAAGCUAAACCUCGAGGGUUCUCGGCCAUGGCGCAUCUCCAGAGGCUCUAUCUCAAAGAGCCACUUCCCGAAACCCUCCCACCACCUCACACGAACACCCCACCACCCGCUUGAUCCGCUUACCAUUCCCGAAAUCAAUCGGGUUCGAUCCAUCCUCUCCUCCUACCCACCCUUCUCCCCCGCCUUCCCUGCAAUUCACUCCCUCUCUUUAGACGAACCCGACAAGCUUCGGGUCUUGUAUUGGAAGAAAGGCGACCCACUUCCCCCUAGAAGAGCAUCAAUCGUUGCCCUCGUACACGGUCAAACUCACGUGCUUGUCGUGGGCUUGGAUUCUGGUCGGGUCAUCAGCCACGCAAUCCAUGCUGGUUCCGGUUACCCAGUUCUGUCUACAAACGACAUCUUGGCCGCGGCAGAGGUGACACUAACUGAUACAGAAUUCAACAAGUCCGUCGCAGCGCGGGGCGUCGAGUUGUCGGAUGUGGCUUGCAUCACGCCCUCCCCGGGUUGGUUCAGACCCGACGAGGAAGGGAGGCGAGUCAUUAAGGUCCAGUGCUUCUCGAAACAGGGCACGCCCAAUUUCUACAUGAGGCCCAUCGAGGGCCUCACUGUGACGGUGGACCUGGACAGGAGAGAGGUUGUGAAAAUCUCCGACACGGGCGGGGGAAUCCCGGUCCCCAAGGGAACGAACACCGAUUAUCGGUACUGCCCGAAAGACAGGACCCGACGAAAGGACCCGAUCAACCCGAUAUCACUAGAGCAGCCCAACGGUCCGAGCUUCAGAGUAGAAGAUGGGCACACGGUGAAAUGGGCGAACUGGUGUUUUCACCUGAAGGCGGACCAACGGGCCGGGUUGGUGGUGUCGCGGGUCAAGGUUGUGGACCCGGAGACGGGGAGGUGGAGAAGCGUGAUGUACCAGGGGAUGGCGUCGGAGCUGUUUGUGCCAUACAUGGACCCGGAGGAGGGGUGGUAUUUUAAGACAUACAUGGACGCCGGGGAGUUCGGGUUGGGAGCGACGGCGAUGGAGCUGGUGGCGCUCAACGAUUGUCCUCGGAAUUCGUAUUAUAUGGAUGGGGUUUUCGUUGCUGCCGACGGGAAGCCGUUCGUUCAGGCGAAUAUGAUCUGCGUGUUCGAGCGGCAUGCCGGCGAGAUUGCGUGGCGGCACGCCGAGAGCCCCCUCACGGGUUUUAAGAUCAGAGAGGCAAGGCCAAAGGUGACCCUGGUGGCUCGCAUGGCAGCAUCUGUCGGAAACUAUGACUAUAUCUUUGAUUGGGAAUUUCAAACUGAUGGUUUGAUCCGCAUUAAGGUGGGGCUCUCUGGAAUGCUAAUGGUGAAAGGAACGCCCUACGAGCAUGUAAACCAAGUGCCGGACGACGACCCCCACAUGACCGGCGGUCUGGUGUCGGAAAACGUCGUCGGAGUCGUCCACGACCACUACGUCACGUUCAGGCUGGACAUGGACGUCGACGGCCCGGACAACUCCCUCGUCAGGGUGGAUCUCGUGAAGGAAGAGACGGCGCCCGGGGAGUCGCCCCGGAGGAGCUACCUCAGGGCCAGGAGGCGCGUGGCCAAGUCGGAGGACGACGCGCGCAUCAAGCUUAAGCUCUACGAGCCGUCGGAGUUUCACUUGGUAAAUCCUUCGAGGACGUCCAGGUUGGGGAACCCGGCGGGGUACAAGGUUGUCCCUGGUAGCAACGCCGCCAGCUUGCUUGAUCUCAAUGAUCCUCCCCAGCUUAGAAGUGCUUUCACUAACAAUCAGAUAUGGGUGACCCCAUACAACAAGAGUGAACGGUGGGCAGGUGGGCUUACGGCUUAUCAGAGCAAGGGAGACGACACCCUCGCCGUGUGGUCUGAAAGGAACCGUCCGAUCGAAAACAGGGAUAUUGUGAUGUGGUACACCCUGGGAUUCCACCACGUACCCUGCCAGGAGGAUUACCCGGUGAUGCCCACCGUCUCUUCCAGCUUCCAUCUGAAGCCCGUAAAUUUCUUUGAGAGCAAUCCCAUCCUUGGGGCUGCCCCCAACUUGGAGGGCGACCUGCCCGUUUGUAGGGCAGCUUCUUCUUUUUAACCCACAUGCAGUUUGGUUUGUGUAUGAGUUCCAUAUUUAAUUGCUCCGGACUACGAUGAAGGAUGAUCUUGGAAGGUACAGAUUCAUGUCUGCUUCUAAGUGAAGGAGAAGUACAUGAAAAUAUGUUUGUGAAUCCAACAUGGGCGUACUUUCUUUUGAAAUUCUUAAUUCUGAAAAUAAAUUAAAAUCAUUAAUAUAUGAAUGGGUUCCACAUUUUAAAA